Messenger RNA from Sitodiplosis mosellana (orange wheat blossom midge), 1313 nucleotides. RefSeq lists its product as uncharacterized. Bases 33 to 881 code for a protein of 282 amino acids. NCBI's taxonomy places the organism in Eukaryota, Metazoa, Arthropoda, Insecta, Diptera, Cecidomyiidae. The transcript is spliced from 2 exons. The record is from RefSeq and is a predicted model, not a curated record.
GGUUUCACUUGACCCAAGCGGCCAAGAAAAACAUGUCGAAGUUGAGCACACUAUCGAAGUUAAUCCGAAGAAAUGAUGAGGCACGCACGAUUUACAAAAAAUUAUUGGCGUUGCCACUGCUGCCAGCAGAUCUCAUAGUUGAGACAUUUCACAAAUUGAAGACUUUGGCUCUAUCAAAAUUCAAACAAUUCAAAACGUAUUUGGCCUAUUUUGAGCGACAAUGGCUGCAACGGGAAGGGGCCAACAAGAUUUCGGUGUUUCUUCUCAUCACACGAAGUCAAGCUGCCGUGGAGGCAUACAACGGAUAUCUCGGUCGAAAAAUCAUUGCCCACGCUAAUUUUUUUGUGCUUAUCAACGCCUUGCGUGAUGAAGAAUUCCACAAAAGCCGUGAGUUUGGCCUGCUUCUUUCGACCGCUAACCCACCAUUGCAACGACGCCACUAUCGCAUUCGGGAUGAAAAAAUCCGCAAGAUAAGUGAAAUGUUGCAGAAGAAGCAAAUUGAUGUUGAUGGUUUUCUAAAUGGAAUAACCUGCCCUGACAACAACAUUUUUAGCGACGAGCACUUUGAUUUUUUGGACGAUGGUGUUUCUGAUGAUGAGGACGAAACGGAGCCAAUUGCAUCCAAUUCAAUCAGUUCAGGAAGCUCGGCAAUCUCCGGGAAAACUUGUGUGAUUUGCCUCGAGGCAACCAGCGAUGUUCUGCUGUCAUGUGGGCACUACAAGUAUUGUUUGAGAUGCUUCGAGCUUGAGAGAGCUAAUUUCAACGAAAAGUUGGUUGAACAUCAGCUAUGCCGGCGUGACAUUGAACCCACAUUUAAAUGUCCUCUUUGCCAAGCCCAAAUAACGAGCCACAUGCACGUUAAAAAAAUAUUUGUUGAUUGAAUAAUAAUUUUUCAUAAGAAUCAGAUUUGAAAUUUGCUGGUGUUUCUCACCUUGAAAAUUGUGGCUCAACUGAAUACGAAUUUAUUAUAAACCCUGGUUUAUUCCAUCUUCAGACUAUUUUAUUUAAUAAGUACCAAAGAUUUGUUUAGAUUUAGACGUAAAACUUUUCAUUGAUUUAUUUUUUUGUAUGCAAUAAAUCAAAUGAUGACUUUUGCAGUCAUUAUGCCGUCGUUGCAAUGCUAAAUGCUUCUAAUAGCUUUAAUUCUUUACACGUUUACAAAAGGCUAUUUGAACCAUUGGCAGUUUGACGGCCUUUUAGGCAAUUUCUUUAUCUUUUUAUAAACUUUUUUUUAAUUUUUUGCUUGGCGGUGAAUAAAUAAAAAUAAGUUGUAAACAAAAAAGCGGUGAAAAAAUAAAACAAAAACAAACAAA